Molecule: messenger RNA, 2222 nt
Organism: Mucor mucedo
Lineage: Eukaryota; Fungi; Mucoromycota; Mucoromycetes; Mucorales; Mucoraceae
Exons: 6
Coding region: 160-2007 (615 amino acids)
Biological process (GO): malate metabolic process; pyruvate metabolic process
Cellular component (GO): mitochondrion
Molecular function (GO): malate dehydrogenase (decarboxylating) (NAD+) activity; NAD binding
Source: RefSeq, a predicted model, not a curated record
CUUGUCAAAAUAGAUUGAAUGGCCGAUCCUUUAUUAUGGAUAUUCAUCCACGGGUUGGGGUAGAGGCGGGGAGAGCGAAAUCAUAUAAAACUGGCAGAAAAAAAAAAUCUAGAUUUUUUAUUUUAUUUUUACUCCCGUAACUCUUUUAUUAACAUUACAAUGUUGUCUGCUCGCAACAUGUCACGAUUGAGCAAUCUUGCAAAACAAGGUUGCCAAUUCGGCCGUCGUCAUUACGGUCUUCCUGCCUCAGCUAUUGGACUUGGUACUGAUCCUAGAAAGGACAAGACAGUUCAAUUAACACCUUUGAGAGGUGUGAAUAUCAUUCACGAUCCACUCUUAUCCAAAGGUACUGCUUUUAGUAUUGCAGAAAGAGAGCGACUUUCGAUCCGUGGAUUAGUGCCUCCUCGUUGUCAAGAAAUGGACAAACAGUUGCUUCGUAUCAAACGUAAUUUAGACGCAUUAGAAACGCCAUUGUCCAAAUUUGUGUUUCUUUCAGCCCUUCAAGAUCGAAACGAAAUCUUGUUUUAUAAAUUGUUGAUCAAUUACUUGGAUGAAUUAUCCGGGAUUAUUUAUACCCCCACUGUGGGUGAAGCAUGUUUAAUGUCACAUUCCAUCUACCGUCGUUCUCGUGGUAUGUAUUUCUCCUCUCAAGAUAGAGGUGCCAUGUCUGCCAUGGUGCAUAACUGGCCUCACGAUGAAGUCGAUGUCAUUGUCGUUACCGAUGGUUCUCGUGUCCUUGGUUUGGGUGAUUUGGGUGCAAACGGUAUGCAAAUUCCCAUUGGCAAACUCAGUUUGUACGUAGCUGCCGGUGGUAUUCGUCCUCGUUCUGUGCUUCCCGUCGUUUUGGAUGUGGGCACAAACAACGAAUCCUUAUUAAAUGAUCCCCUCUAUCUUGGUAUGGGUCAUCCUAGAUUAGACGGUGAUGAAUACUAUACCUUUGUUGAUGAAUGGGUAACUGCUGUUCACAGUAGAUGGCCUAAUGCUCUUAUCCAAUUUGAAGAUUUCAAAUACCCUCAUGCAUACAACUUAUUAAACAAAUAUCGUGAUAAAAUCACCUGUUUCAAUGACGAUAUUCAAUCUACCUCUGCCAUCACCUUGGCCGGUAUCCUUGCUUCUCUCAAAGCUCGUGGCCGUUCUCAACAAGACCUCAACGAGGAACGUAUUAUCUGUGUCGGAGCAGGCUCCGCCGGUGUGGGUGUAUGUGAAGGCAUUGUCGAUGCUAUGGUUGCCCAAGGCAAGGUUAAAUCUCGCGAAGAAGCCUAUUCUCGUAUCUGGAUGCUGGAUCAACACGGUCUCCUUGGCAACCCCGCUUUAAGCACGGCCGACCCGCUUUUACCCACCGACACCCGUAACGAAGAAUUAGACGAGCGUCAAAGAUGUUAUGUGAAAUCUGACUUGUCAGAUCGUCUUUCUCUGGAAGAUCUCGUGGAGCAAGUCAAGCCUACCGUCAUCCUUGGCUUAACUGGCGUUCCCGGUGUCUUUACAGAAAAGGCCAUUCGUACCAUGGCUAAGUAUCAAGAAAAGCCCAUUGUCUUCCCCUUGAGUAACCCUGAUACCCGUGCUGAAUGUACCGCUGAAGAAGCCUUCAAGUGGACAGACGGUCGUGCCAUUUUCGCUUCCGGUAGUCCCUUCGCUGAUGUCACAAUGCCCGACGGCAAAGUGUGCAGAACCAACCAAUGUAACAACUCUUACAGUUUCCCUGGUCUUGGUCUCGGUAUCACCGUCUCCAGAGCAAGAACAGUAACUCCCAACAUGUUUUUGGAAACUGCCAACACCAUUGCCGAUUUGGCUUCACCUGAACAAUUAAAGGAGGGUAUUCUUUUCCCUGGUGUCACUCAUUUGCGUGAAGUCGCUUUGGCUGUCGGUACACGUGUCUGUGAGGUCGCCUAUGAGGAAAACGUUGCUACCGCUAUCUUACAAGAAGGUGAAAUCUUGAGUGAUGUUGUUCAAAGCUCCAUGUUUGUUCCUGAAUAUAUUCCUUUGGUCCAUUCCCCCAACGCUCAUUAAAAAAAAAAAUUGCAUCUAAAAUCUUUCACCUUCAAAAAAAAAGCAUAUUAUUAUUUUCAUUUAUUUACACAAUAGACACUCUUCUCAUAUAAUAUCAUUUACAAUAAACAACAUUUUUUAAUACUGUCAUGCAAAAAAAUAUAUACUCCAUGUUCCAAAAUAAAACUGUCUAGAUUCAUUUCACGGAUAUUUUCGUAUAAAGAUCAUCCGGGAUG